This is a messenger RNA of Strigops habroptila (Kakapo), 3113 nucleotides long. RefSeq names its product chromosome 7 C4orf19 homolog (gene PGCKA1). NCBI's taxonomy places the organism in Eukaryota, Metazoa, Chordata, Aves, Psittaciformes, Psittacidae. The record is from RefSeq and is a predicted model, not a curated record. Bases 463 to 1485 code for a protein of 340 amino acids. The transcript has 6 exons.
CUUUAAAGGAUUUUAUUUUCAUCUACAGUCACAUGAUGCCUUAAUACCCAAUGACACCAACUACAGUGUCUCAUUAAGAGGUCAUGCAAACUCCCAAGCUAAACAAGGCAUUCUUACAUAUUUAACAUUCAAAUGCAGAAGCCAAGCUAAGCCAUGGAAGAUUGUAAUCAGAAAAAAGCUACACUUCCUGAUCCACACAAAAGCUGCAGGUUCUUCAAACAGGAGACAGAUUGCUAUCAUUUGGGGCUGAAAUCUGGAGGUUAUCUUGGAAUGUGAAAACUACCUGCUGCUGGCAUCCAUGACAACCAUGUAGAUCCUGUUCACUUACUUUAACAAUCUACACCAGCAUGCGUACCUGCAAACAAGAAGUGCAGGUGUGCUCAAGCUGCAUCAGGAACACUCAAGCUUCCCUGCCUUGAGACCUGCCCAGCAUUACAUCUCAGUUUGGUGCCAAACAGCUGCAUGGAAAAGCAAGAAGGUGAAGUGGCAAGAUUAAAGAAAAUCCAGAUGGGGUGCAGGUGCUGCAAAAUGAUACAAAGCUAUAUUUUUGAUCCAGAAGUAGUACAAUCGCCUGGACGCAUUCAUGAAGUAAGCAGCUAUAAACACAAUGAGCAAGACAGCAAUAAAUCCAAAGAGAACAGUGAAAUUCAAGAACAUAAAAAUGAACUCCAGAAGGAUGAGCUAAACAGAACAGAAAAUAAAAGUCAGAUAAACAGCAGAAAAGAAACUCUCUGGAACCAUGGAGGCAAUGAUUUUCAAGAGGAUGGCCUUGUGAAGUGUGUUGCAAAGCUUGAUGUUGCAGUCAACGGUGGCAGCUCCUGUGCUGGAGUGCACUCCAUGCUCAACCCCAACACAAAUCCAGCAAAAGAAGCCAGUGAACAGGGAACUUCCAGCCAGUCACAGGCUUCUUCAGCCAGCAACAGAGACUUUUACACCAAAUCAAACAGGUCUGGUCAAGAACUUGACCUAGAGGCAGGCAGGCAGAGGAAGGCAACCUGCAAUGAGCCAAACAGUAUUCAAGAUGAGAACUCUCAGUCUGCAGAAGACAUCAUCUUUCUUAAAGGAAGUGCAAUACUGGAGACACAAAACAAUGCCAUACGACUGCCAGAUAUUGAUUACCCCCAAAAUGGCAAUCAAACCAGGAACUAUGUUGAAAAAGAUAACUUUUUAGUCAAUUGUGCACACACAGACCAAAACACUGAGCCUUCAGCAAUGCAGGACCAGGAUCUUCGUGUAACCCCACCUCUGCCUAUGAAGGAGAGCAGUAUUGGACCUUUUAAAACUGACUCCACAAGUUUGAGUGGGAGGAUUAUGGCUGGUAUCACUGCUGUGGGUGUUACCAAAGUAGCACAGGCACCCACAUACCCUAACCAUAAAGAUAUCAAUGGAGAAAUGGAGGAGGAAGACGCAGAAGUUGCAGCAGCUCUGGCUGCACUGGAAGCUGCAACUGCAGGGGAAGACCUGGAUGAUGACGACGAAUACUAGAUGAAGGUUUAUUUUUCAUACACUGGGUAAGAUCCAGAUUUUAUUUCUGGAUCUAUGUAUCAUGUGUAGCACAUGCGGACAGCUGUUAUAAACAGCACAUAUAAAAGGAGUUUGGACUAAACCUCUGCCCCUUCAGCUGUUUUGUACAGCUUUUAAUUUCUACUGCCUGAGGUACAGAAGCACUCCCUUGGCUAAUGGCAAUACUAACACUUUUAUAUGGGGCCAACCAGGGGGACAAAGUGUCAUUUCUUUUGCACAGGCUAUCCUACUGUAUACCCACCUCACCUGGGCUCAUGCAAAGCCCUUUGGUUUUGACCCUCAAGAGGGUCUGUGCAUACUGCAUGUUCCAGGUUCAGAAAACUUCCAUUAUUUAAAACAGAACUAUAGAAGCCAUGGAGUUAGAAACCACAGAUUUUCACCAUGUUAGCACAAAAAAAAAAAAAAAAACCAACAAAAAAACAACCCAAAUCUCACCCAGAGCUCCAUGAUCUAUUGAUGUAUGAAAUAGAGAAGGCAGCUUGGCUUCCACUUCAUUGUGGUUACAGUUCCAGUCCAGAUUAAGCCUAAAUCUGUGCACGUACAGAUGGCAUUACAAUAACCUCACCUCUUCCCUUAUACCUUCCCUGGACUUAGUUUGAUACCCCAAGUGACCUGCCUCAGUUCACUAAGAAAUCAGAAGCCUAGUCAAAUCCAAGAGAAUGGGUAACUUUGUGUUGGUUUAACGUGCUGAAGUAGCUCACAUAAAAACUGCACGCACACUACCAGAGGUGCUGGAGGGGGAUCAAAACUCAGCCUUACCAGAUAGAUAGAUAGAUUGGAUAGAUUAAAACUGCGGUAAAACUCCAGCCUGAGACUUCUCAAUUCUGCUAAAUUUUCCAGGCACACAUCACUUGCCUUAACAAUACAGUUUGCAAACAGGUUGUGUCUCAUAAACAUCCCCAGCAAGACAUGUUUUGUUUAUAUACAAACAGUGUGGACCCCUCCCUGGCUCUGCUGUAGUCCUUAAAAUUUCGAGCAGGAAAGGGAUUGAGCUUCCAAGCUGAAUUAAGCGUAAGACCUGAAAAUAUCAGCUGCGUUCCUGGAGCGUUUACCCUCCCUCUGAUGUCAGACUAUUACACUGACCUUUCUUGUGAGGGGGGAGGAAAAAAGAGGCAGAGACCAGUUUGGUGCUGAGAAUUCAUCAAAAGUUGGAUCUUAAUGGUUGAAAGUGCUCGACAUUUUAUACUGAAAUGGGGUUUCUGAGUUUGUUACAAAUUCUUAAUAAACUGUUUUUAAUCAUAUAAAAAAAUUAUCCGGCAACUUUUGUGCUUUAUGCAUUUUCUGAUUACAUAUCAGUUACAUAAAAGAAGUACUAUAACAUAUAGCCCUCAUUAGAUACAUGGAAAGCACCAACUGUGUAUUUGCCAACAGUAUAUGCUGAAUUCUAGUCAACCAUUAACAUACGCAAGGAUCAGAAUAUUAGAGGUGGGGUUUAAGCAAUGUAUAGAUAUUGGAAUUAUUUCUGUUUACAUGAGGAUUCUGUUUAAACUGAUCAAAUAAAGAUUUCAAUUUCUCAAAACAUUAAUGAUACCCCUAGGAGCAAGUAAAAAAAAAAAAAAAAAGUCAGCUUCAAGAGAACUAUAUUCAGC